Meloidogyne enterolobii is the source of this 1637-nucleotide messenger RNA. Lineage: Eukaryota; Metazoa; Nematoda; Chromadorea; Rhabditida; Meloidogynidae. The record is from the annotation of a GenBank genome assembly.
GAAUGAUUAUUGGAUUAAUAUUACUUCAUUUAUUUACUUUAAUUUUUUGGAAUUUUGUAUGGAAACGAAGAAAAAUGCCCCCGGGCCCAGCACCUCUCCCUUUCCUUGGAAAUUUAAAUGAAUUUUCUGCCUUGGCCGCUGUCGAUGGAAUUGGAUACAAAGCUAUGGAACAUUAUAAAAAUAUUUACGGGCCUGUAUAUACUUUGUGGAUGGGGGAAGACCCAUAUGUAAUUAUAUCUGAUUAUGAAUUAAUUAGACAAGUCUUCCUACGCCAAGCAGAACCUGCUGGGGGUCGUUAUUUCUUUAAAGUUGCAAAGAUUUUGAGUGCAACUCGAGGGGAAAAUCAUGGUAUGACCAGAACUAACGGAGAUGAAUGGCGUUUUCUUCGACGUAGCUCUUUAAAUAUUCUUAGAGAUUUGGGAAUGGGAAGAAGCAAAUUAGACGAAUUAAUGAAACCAGAAUUUCGUAAAUUAUCAGCAAAAAUUAGAACAGAAAAAUCAAAUGGGGUAAAAGCCCAUGAUUUGUCCAAAUUAAUAAUUGAAUUGAAUGGGUCUGCUAUAGAAUUACUUUUAUUCGGGCAUCCUAUUGAAGAAGAAAAAAUGGAAAAUUUUACAAAAUUGUAUGAUGAUCUAAAAACAUUUAUUACUCUAGUUCCGUGGAAAACAACACAAAUGUGGGCCUCUAUGUGGUGGCUUCGACAUUUUCCUCCAUUUUCUUUUGGAUUUAAAUUAGUUGAUAGAAUAGUAACAGAUUUAUUUAAAAAUGUUGAUGAGGAGAUUUUAUUAAAAUUAAAUGAAAGAGAACAAAAAAUAAAUAAUAAAAAUAAUAAUUAUUAUUGUUUUGUGGAUGCUUUUUUAGAUGAUAUUGAAAAAUUUGAAAAUGAAGAUAAAAAUAUAGAAAUACCUUUAAAACAACAUAAAUAUUUUAAUGAUGAAGCGCUUAGAAAUUUAUGUUUUGAUCUUUAUAUUGCUUCUAAUUCAACAACAGCAAAUACAACAGAAUUUAUGUGUUUAUAUUUAACUUUAAAUCAAAAUAUUCAAAAUAAAUUACAUGAAGAAUUAAAAAAUUAUGCAAAAACUAAUGGAUUAAUAACUAAAGCAAUUGAACAAUUAAAUAAUAAUGAAAGCGGGGAUUUGUGUUUGGACUAUAUUUGCUCGGCUAUUAGUUUGGAACACAGACCUAAAUUAAUUUAUACAAAUGCUGUUGUUAAUGAAACAUUAAGACUCGUUAAUUUAGUCCCUUUCAAUCUGGGGCAUUUAGCCUUGGAAGAUUUAAAUGUUGGAAAGUUUGUGUUGCCCAAAGGUACAUUUAUGAUACCUCAAGUAUCUGAUGUUCUUUUUGAUCCAAAGAUAUACCCAAAUCCUCAAAAUUUUGAACCUGAACGUUAUAUAGAUAAUGAAGGGAAAUUAAAAAAAGCUGACGAGCUAAUAGCUUUUGGUGUGGGGAAAAGGCAAUGUGCUGGAGAAGCUUUAGCAAGAAUGAUGCUUUUCCUUUUUGCUGCAAACUUUUUUCUUGCCUACAAAUUAUUACCAGAAGACCCAUUAAAACCUCCAAGCAUAGAGAAACUUGGAGGUUUGACAGUUUAUGUAAAAGAAAAAUAUAAACUUAGAAUAGAGCCUUAUUUAGAUUUGUUUUAA